Molecule: messenger RNA, 2619 nt
Organism: Hypoxylon fragiforme
Lineage: Eukaryota; Fungi; Ascomycota; Sordariomycetes; Xylariales; Hypoxylaceae
Exons: 3
Coding region: 415-1881 (488 amino acids)
Cellular component (GO): nucleoplasm; cytoplasm
Source: RefSeq, a predicted model, not a curated record
CAGGCGCUAAAUGAUAUAAUACAUAUAGCUGGCGUUGAACUCUACCACCUCUAGCGGAUUUCCCGCCGUUGUGGUUUUAGCUCAACCUUACAGGUCCAAGAUCUGCCUUGCCGGGAUAUUUGAGUAGCCCAACGCGACGGUUACAUACACUCUAAACUGAUCAACGCCAACCUUGUUCAACCAGUUCUUUCAUCGUUUUAUUACUCAAGCCCCUCAUCAUCUCGCCCAACCUACCUCGAGACCGGGUUUUUAUCACCGACGCCCUCACACAACUCCAAAUAACCAGGCGAUCAUCCUGUGAUCUCACUUAUUGAUCGAUUCAGUCUGGCGUUUCGAGCGCUUAGAGCUGCGGGCCUUGCUGUUGGCCUGGGAGUUACUGCCCUUGCCGCCUACUAUCAGUCCAGGCAAGGCCAGAUGGCGUCCAGAAAUUAUCGCCUCGAUGCGACCGUCGGUCGCGAAGUUGUUUAUUGCCAUCAAUGCCAACAUGAAUGGUUCCAUGAUGAUCGACCAGACACCCUAGAUUGCCCUAGGUGCAUGAACCAGUGUACAGAGAUUGUUGACCCCAGCAAUGAUCCCCGAGAGAUGAAUGCCGACCACUCGUUUCCCGACAUAGAGCACCUCCGCCGCCGCCAUCAGCAUCGCUUCGAUUCCGAUGAAGAUCUCGAAGAUGAUGAUUUUGAGGAAAACCUAUUCCAUGGCCCAGGAGGCUUGUUGGGUCAAAGAGCAAUCUAUCGAUCUCCCGACCGCCAAGAUCCUAGAAGCGGAUCGCGAGUGUCCCCUGAUAAUACGGACCAGAUAAUACGUAGAUUCACGGAAUUAUUAGGGAAUAUUGGUGGCCCUGGUAUGGUCGGUCGAUCCGGCCACGACACACUGUUUGCUAGCCCAGCUCAACGAGUUACGGUACAGCGAUUCUCUGGCCCCAACUUCACUGGCGGUGUCAAUACCUUCACUUUCACCACCGGUGGGAGAACUCGAUCCGGUCUUGGUUCGGACUCUGGUCCCGGUCUUAGCUCUGGCUCUGGCUCUGGCUCUGGCUCCGGCUCCGGCUCCGGCUCUGGCAUUGGUGCUAGACCAGAGCCUGGAGCUGGAAUGGGCCUUGACGACCCGUUUCAAAGGGUUUUUGGAAAUAUUAUGGGAAACUUAGGCCCUCCAGGCCUAGACGAUCCUCAUUCACCGAACCAGAUUGGGGGUGAUGGUAAUGCCCGCCAACCUGCUGACUUUACUAGGGCAUUAAGUCAGCUCAUUGGUAGCCUUAUUAAUCCUCAUAUGGUCCAUGGUGAUGCCGUUUACACUCAAGAGGCGCUAGACAGCAUUAUCACGAAUCUCAUGGAAGCGAACCCACAGUCAAACGCGCCUGCACCGGCUACAGAAGAAGCCAUCGCUAAACUACCAAAGAGAAUUUUAGAUGAGGAGCUUUUGGGACCGGAGCUAAAGGGUGAGUGCACCAUCUGCAUUGACGAGGUAAAAGUGGGCGACGAGGCCGUUGUGCUGCCGUGUAAGCACUGGUUUCAUGAACAGUGUGUCGUCCUGUGGCUAAAGCAACAUAAUACCUGCCCCAUAUGUCGCGCAGCCAUUGAUGGCGAGGCUGCCGAUCGUUCUGAUAGCAUGCCAAACUCACAACCUGGUCCGUCUCGAGAUUCGUCUCAUUAUAGAAGACCUGGUGCCCCUAGUCGUAUGAGAUCCGUACCAAGCAACCCCUUUGAGCGACAUUACUCCCCCCCGACACAUUCCGGUUCGGCACAGCCAUCUCGAGUCCGAAGCCCAUCCCCUUCAAGUCGUCGUUCAGCACAGAGUGAUAGGAACCGCGAUGGAAGGGGCUCAGCUAGUGGACCAUUUAACUGGAUUAGAGACCGGUUCGGAGGAGCAGACAGGCGCCCAUGAGCUUGUAUUCGCCUCCCUAUUCGCAAUUCAUCAUCCCUGGGUGUUCUGGACUGGAGUUAAUUGCGUUGGCACUGUUUUGAUAAAUGGAGGGGUCUUUCAGUGAGGCUCUCUGAAUUCCAUAGAGGCCAAAUACGGUACGAAGGCAUGAAUCACGUGAUCACGCUCUUUACUCUUGAAAGGGGGGGAUAGUCAUCGGUUCGAUCCGGGGUUACGCUUCAUCCAUACUAAUUGUUUUUCGUUUCGUUUCCCGAUAAACCCGGUACGGUAUUCGAGCUCCCUGAAAUGCAACAGGGGAUAUAUUUGUCGAGGCUUUUCCUGUCCCUGGGCUAUGUUCAGGGACUAAGCAGCAGAAAGAGAAACGGCAAUGAAGCAGAAAACGACAAAGGGGUGAGCUGUCUUUAGGGAAAGGAUUGUGAAUGCAUCAAACCUCGCGCAUUGGACGGAUAGAUUUCUAUUCCUCAAAAGAGUUUUAGUUGAACAUUGAACGAUGAGUUUACCACUACCUAAUCAGUCUAAUGUACUGUGUAGAUAUCUCCUUUCAGUUGCGGCAAUGCUGUCUACUACUAUAGAUUAUUCGUGCCCCAUAAUGGUUGUGUAGCCUUUGGAGAACAAAUUGACAAUUCUAAUGAAUAUAAAAGAAAACUGUGCUUAUACAAGAUCACGUUCGAAGUCAAUUUCUUUGUUGACCUGCUGCCGUUAAUAGAAUUGUUAUAGAAUAGAAUGGAUAUAAGUAGGCUC